Notodromas monacha is the source of this 984-nucleotide messenger RNA. The record is from the annotation of a GenBank genome assembly. Lineage: Eukaryota; Metazoa; Arthropoda; Ostracoda; Podocopida; Cyprididae.
UUUGACUGUAUCGCAGGGUUACGACGUUUCUGCCGUUUUCGAGGAUCCUAAUCCUCGAAAUAAGUGCCGAGUAUUGACAAGUGCAGCUUUUGUAGCAAUUGACCGAAGAUGUCUCGGGGCGGAUUCGGUUCUCAAAACUAUCCAACGUAUGGAGCAGUCGGCGAUGAAGCGGAACCUUCGGUCGGUUUCCGCUCUGGAAGUGGAACUUCUCGUUCUCGAUCAGGUGCUCCACAAGUUUCCCCUGAAUUUCACGGCCUUAGUGAAGACAUUACAUCAAACAUCUUCAUCAUAACGAAUGGGAUCACGACCCUGGAGAGAGCUAAGCGGAGUUUGGGUACCUUGAAGGAUACGCAAGGGCUUAGAGACCAAAUUCAUUUGACGCAGAUGAGCACGAACCAGGUGAUCAAUCAAACUACGAAGGACCUCGUUCGUCUUGCGUCACUCGUGCAGCGUGGAGAGAAGAUGCAGAAGAUAAAAAUGGAAAAGUUAGGCAAGGAAUUCAAAGCCUCCGUUGAAAAAUAUACUACCCUUCAGAAGGAAAUCGCUUCGGCCUUACGACGAACGCUUCAGAGCGUGACUUUGGCUGACGAUGAGAUGACGAGUGAUGAUCGUGCAUUACUCAUGGAGAAGAAGCGAGAUCAAAUUCUAGCCCAGAAAAAGGUAAUCGCGGAAGAAGAAUUUGACCGAGAUAUGCUGUUGGAAAGAGAAACGAGGGUCAAGCAAAUUGAAUCAGACAUGCUCGACUUGAAUCAGAUCAUGAGGGAACUCUCAGCAAUGGUGGUGGACCAAGGGGAAGUUAUUGAUACUGUCGAAAGCAAUGUUGAGCGUGCUUAUGAUAACGUUGAGCGAGGAGCAAGUCAACUUCUUCAAGCGUCGACAUACCAAUCAAAAUACCGGAAGAAAAUUUGUGGCCUUUGCUCAGUCCUCGCCCUCAUCGCCAUCAUCAUCAUUGUGAUUAUCGUGAUCAACGAGUCCUCGAAGUAA